Messenger RNA from Cuscuta campestris, 1209 nucleotides. Lineage: Eukaryota; Viridiplantae; Streptophyta; Magnoliopsida; Solanales; Convolvulaceae. The record is from the annotation of a GenBank genome assembly.
AGCUCGGGCUAAAUUCAAAAGGCUCUCCACCCGUUUGAACAUUUAUUUUUUGAAAAGCGUUUGGACAUCAUGCCGGAACUUGUUGAUAUGGCUACGUCGUUAGACCGGAACCGCAUGUUUGUCUUGGCUGAUUUGAAUUUUGAAUGGGUCCGCGCGCACAUAUAUAGACGCCCCCUUUGGCCGGACUAGCCCACUGAAUUGUUUGCUCCGCAGAGAUGGCUGGCUCCAAUGAUCGUCGUAACGCCAGAGUCGGCAUUCUUAUUGUUUCAGUAGUUCUUGGAAUUAUUAUUUAUGCCAUCGUUCAAAGUACUGUCGACGACGAGAAUGAAGAAAAGAGGAAGCCGAGGCCGCAGUACUCCGUCACGAGCGCCGCGUUGUCGCCGGAAGCCACCGUCGCCGGAAACCUCUUGACAGCGGACUUCAGAUUCACCCUCAAGGCCCACAACCCGAACAGGAAAAAGACCAUUUUCUACGGCAACUCAACCAAGGUGACCCUUGAUGACUGUGAGGGGUUCAGCGAGAUCACGUCGUCUCCGCUCCCUUUGGUCGGCCCUUCCACGCUCCUUCCCGGGAAUGACUCCACCGGCAUCGCCGUCAAUCUCCCCGUGCAAAACUGGCCUCUCCCAGAGGACACAGCAUCCUGCGGCAUGAUCUUAACCAUGGAGUUCCGGGCUGGGUUUAAUCAGGAGGAGGAGGAAUUGAAGCGUCCCCGGAUAGAGGGCCGUGGAGGUCGCGGCACUGCAUCCGGCCGAGGGGGUCGCGGCGGUGGCAGAACGCCGUCCGGCGGCAGUAGUGCCCCUGGCCGUGGGUCUGGCCGAGGGAUAGGAUCAGCGACAGGGGGAGCAAAUGCAGCCACCAAUUCCAACGCCCUAGGCCUCACACCUGAUCAGAUGACUCGGUUACUUUCCAUGCUCGACGUCUCUUCUUCCGACAAGGAUACUGGGUCCAAUGGUGAGGCAUCGGCUCGUGAGUGGCUUAUUGACAGUGGCGCCUCUCAUCACAUGACUGGUAAUAUCUCCUUUUUAACUGAUGUGGUUCCCAUGGCCCCCUGUGUCAUCACGUUGCCCAAUGGCACACAGACUACAGCCGAUGUGGCCGUGUGCGGCUCUCACCCGAAGUAGUGCUUCGGGGCGUUUUACUUGUUCCUCAUCUGCAGUGCAAUCUUAUUUCUGUUGGUUGUCUCAUUCGAGAUACCUCUUGUCUUGUUAU